This is a messenger RNA of Trematosphaeria pertusa, 198 nucleotides long. RefSeq lists its product as uncharacterized. Lineage: Eukaryota; Fungi; Ascomycota; Dothideomycetes; Pleosporales; Trematosphaeriaceae. The transcript has a single exon. The record is from RefSeq and is a predicted model, not a curated record. The annotation marks the transcript as partial.
ACCAUGCUCGAAAAGCGCGACAACAUGGGCUUCGCCAUUCCACCCGCCGCCAUCAUCCUUCUGGUGAUGUUGGGUGCCGCCUUCUUGGUCUGCAUGGGCUUCGCCGUGGCGCGUUUUCUGGUCGACGACAAGGACGACACCUGGACUAGACGGCCGGUAGCUCAAGACGAUUAUAUGCGGGAGGUACGGGCGAGGAAU